This is a messenger RNA of Poecilia reticulata (guppy), 1340 nucleotides long. Lineage: Eukaryota; Metazoa; Chordata; Actinopteri; Cyprinodontiformes; Poeciliidae. The record is from RefSeq and is a predicted model, not a curated record.
AUCAACUGGCAUUGAAUGCAGCCAUCUGUCUGCCAGGUGGACGGUCAGGAGCUGCCGCCGCCGAUGGAGACCAGACUAGAGCUGGAUGUGUUGAUAUACCCUGACGAGGUGAGGGUCGCCACCCCGGAGGACCUCAGGCAGUGGGACCUGGAGACUGCCAGCCAGGUCUCCAUCCCCACCRUUCGACUCUUUGUGGCUCUUUACCCGUACAACCCGGCCGCCAUGUCUCCCAACCCCGACACGGCAGCGGAGGAGUUGCCCUUUGUGCCAGGCCAGAUCAUCAAGGUGUUUGGAGACAAGGACUCUGACGGUUUCUACCAUGGAGAGUCCGGUGGUCUCUCCGGCUACGUGCCAAGCAACAUGGUGGCUGAAGUCCCAGUGGAUGACGAGUACCUGAAGCACGUUCUCAUGCAGCAGGGUUUCCUGCCUGUGGAUCACGCAGGUAUGUCUUUAACACCAGAGCUAAGCGACGCUGGCAGCAUUUGUGAAGAUGUGGUUGUUAGAAGAAUGGUGGCCUUAUUCGACUACGAUCCAUGGGAAAACUCCCCCAACAUGGACAGUGAAGCUGAACUGGGCUUUCGAUCCGGAGACAUCAUUUACGUGUUGGGCCACAUGGAUCAAGACGGUUUUUACUUUGGAGAUCUUCACGGAAGACGAGGUUUGGUUCCCUCAAACUUCCUGCAGCCCUUACCCUGGAACUAGACGCCGUGCUAACACCUCUGCUACUAAUGCCAAGUCACAGACACAAUCAAAUCAGCAGCUUUUACUGAGAAAAUGUAAAUGUGUGUCAAAUAUUUGUAUAUAUUUUUAUUUUAUAUAGUAGUGUUGCAUUACUUUUGCUGUAGAAGGCCUUUAAAGUAUAACAAAUAGCCCAACACAACAAUUAGGAUGUUGAACAAUGAAGAAAAACAGGUUAUAGGAUAAGAUUCUUUAUUGAUCAUUUUAAAGAAAAACUGCAACUCACCUUAUACGGGAAAAAAAGAAAAUUUUUAAAACCAUGUUUUCUUUAAUCAAAAAUAUAUUUUUUUGUAAUCCAGCAAAAUUAUUUCCAGAGAAUUUAACUUGACGGAUGUCUGGCGACUUCUAGCCUUAAAAUAAUACACUUUUAGUCACAGCAUUGUGCAGAUCAGAGUGUAUGAAUCUAGUUUGCCUUACAUUGUGUUCAUCUGCUUUCUGUAACAUGCUUACUUUCAGAUGCAAGAGGUAAUAAAUAGCAUAUUAAAAACAUUCACGUAAAACAAAAAAGCUCAGAAAACCGAGUUAAAGCAACAACUGCAACAUCAUGCUUCCAUCUACAGACCACAGUUAAUAAUUUUCUCAAUAAAUGUUACCAAUAUUAA